Messenger RNA from Arachis ipaensis, 3615 nucleotides. Lineage: Eukaryota; Viridiplantae; Streptophyta; Magnoliopsida; Fabales; Fabaceae. The record is from RefSeq and is a predicted model, not a curated record.
AUGAAGCUUGUGGUUCGUGUGAUUGAGGCAAAGAACUUGCCACCGACGGAUCCUAACGGGUUGAGUGACCCAUACGUGAGGUUGCAGUUGGGGAAGCAGAGGCACAAGACCAAGGUGAUCAAGAAAUGCUUGAAUCCAAGGUGGGAUGAAGAAUUUAGCUUUAGGGUUGAUGACCUCAAUGAAGAGCUUGUGAUCUCUGUCAUGGAUGAAGACAAGUUCUUCAAUGAUGACUUUGUUGGUCAGCUCAAGGUUCCAAUGUCACUUGUCUUUGAAGAGGAGAUCAAGUCCCUUGGCACUGCUUGGUACUCUUUGCAACCAAAGACCAAGAAGAUCAAGAACAAAGAAGCUGGUGAGAUUCGUUUGAGUAUAUAUUUUCAACAGAAGAAUGCAGCUGUGGAUUCAUAUGGUAAUGGUGAUCAAUUAUCACAUCCAAGAAAGUCGGCCGAUGGAGCCACUGAUUCACCUUCAAGGUCUUCUGCUGCCUCAAGCUCGUCUUCUCCUUCAAGGGAAGAAACUACGUCUUCUAAGGAAGAGAAGUCUAGUGCACAGAAAACACUCACAGGAAGAAUUGCUCAAAUUUUUAAUAAAGGUUCUUCUGAUAUGCCUUCAACCCCAUCCCGCAGAAGCAUUGACUCAGAGCAAUUCGAAAUCAUUAAAGAAGAAGUCAGUGAGAUCAAGACUGAAGAUGCGUCGUCUAAUGAAACAUUUGAAGAAGCUAUGAGUAAAAUUCAAUCUGCAGAUCAAGAAAGUGAAAUUCCUAGCAAUUUUUCAGGAGGGUUGCUUGUUGAUCAACAUUAUAUGACUGCACCCAAAGACUUGAACACAUUGCUGUUUUCGACUGAUUCAAAUUUUCUCAAGUCAUUGGCAGAGGUACAGGGUUCUACAGAACUUCAAGUAGGACCUUGGAAGUUUGAGAAUGGUGGGGAUUGCUUGAAAAGAUUAGUUAGUUACACCAAGGCUCCCAGCAAAUUAAUUAAGGCUGUCAAAGCCUUUGAGGAACACACGUACUUAAAAGCCGAUGGGAAGAACUUUGCUGUUUUGGCCAGUGUCAGUACUCCCGAAGUCAUGUAUGGGAGCACCUUUAAGGUAGAGCUACUCUAUUUGAUCACUCCUGGACCAGAGUUGCCGUCGGGAGAGCAGUGUUCCCAUCUCGUCAUAUCGUGGCGAAUGAAUUUCUUGCAAAGUACCAUGAUGAAAGGAAUGAUAGAAAAUGGGGCUAGGCAGGGUAUGAAGGAAAGCUUUGAUCAAUAUGCGACUUUGUUAUCUCAAAUGGUUAAACCUGUUGAUAUGAAGGACCUUAGUUCGAGUAAGGAACAAGCUCUAGCAUCAUUACAAGCGGAGACGCAGUCAGAUUGGAAGCUGGCAGUGCAGUAUUUUGCUAACUUCAUAGUGCUGUCGACAGUGCUCAUGGGGUUAUAUGUCCUUGUCCACAUUUGGCUGUCUGCACCGAGUACAAUUCAAGGGCUUGAGUUUGUUGGUCUUGACUUGCCAGAUUCAGUUGGUGAAUUGGUUGUUUGUGCAGUCCUUGUUCUUCAAUGUGAACGCAUGCUGGGUUUAAUCUCACGCUUUAUUCAGGCCAGAGCACAAAAGGGUAGUGAUCAUGGCAUAAAAGCACAAGGAGAUGGAUGGCUGCUAACUGUUGCCUUGAUUGAAGGAAGCAAUUUAGCUUCUGUUGAUUCCAGUGCCUUCUCCGAUCCAUAUGUUGUUUUCACUUGCAAUGGGAAAACAAGAACGAGCUCAAUCAAGUUCCAGAAAUCCAAUCCUUUAUGGAAUGAAAUAUUUGAAUUCGAUGCUAUGGAUGAUCCUCCUUCUGUGCUGGAUGUGGAGGUUUAUGAUUUCGAUGGACCCUUCGAUGAAGCUGUAUCGCUAGGACAUGCUGAAAUCAAUUUUCUUAAAGCAAACAUCUCAGAUCUUGCUGACAUAUGGGUUCCACUUGAAGGAAAGUUGGCUCUGGCAUGUCAAUCGAAGUUGCACUUAAGAAUUUACUUGGACAACACUAGAGGAGCCAAUGUUGCGAAAGACUACCUAAGUAAAAUGGAGAAAGAAGUGGGCAAGAAGAUUAAUUUGCGGUCUCCUCAGACAAAUUCAGCCUUUCAGAAACUCUUUGGGCUUCCGCCAGAGGAAUUUCUCAUCAAUGACUUUACCUGUCAUUUAAAAAGAAAAAUGCCACUUCAGGGUCGCCUAUUCCUUUCAGCAAGAAUAAUUGGAUUCCAUGCCAAUUUGUUUGGAAACAAGACAAAGUUCUUUUUUCUUUGGGAGGAUAUUGAAGACAUUCAGGUCAUCCCCGCGACAUUUUCAUCAAUGGGGAGUCCGGUCGUUGUCAUAACUCUUCGACCGGGUAGAGGUAUGGAUGCAAGGCAUGGUGCCAGGACACAAGAUGAACAAGGCCGGCUGAAGUUCCAUUUCCAGUCCUUUGUGUCUUUCAAUGUUGCACACAGGACUAUCAUGGCUCUGUGUAAAGCCAGAUCCCUCAGUCCUGAACAGAAAGUUCAGCUAGUUGAAGAAGAAUCCGAAACCAAAACCCUUGCUAGUGAAGAAAGCGGAACAUUCCUUGGCAUGCAUGAUGUUAGCAUGUCUGAGAUUCAUUCUUGCACUUUUCCAAUUCCUGCCAGUUUUUUCAUGGAGAUAUUUAGUGGCCGUGAGUUGGACCGUCGGGUCAUGGAAAAAUCUGGUUGCCUAAACUAUUCCUAUACCCCUUGGGUAUCCGAGGACAACGAAGUCUUUGAAAGGGCAAUAUAUUACAAAUUUGAGAAGCGUGUUUCGCGUUAUAAAGGUGAAGUGACAAGCACUCAGCAGAGAUCUCCCCUUCCAGAUGGAAAGGGUUGGCUUGUGGAAGAGGUUAUGAACUUUCAUGGAAUUCCACUUGGUGACUAUUUUAGUGUGCACCUUCGAUACCAAGUCGAGGAUUUACCGGCAAAAGCAAAGGGAUGUAAAGUUGUUGUAGCCUAUGGAGUUGAAUGGCUGAAAAGCACUAAGCAUCAGAAAAGAAUCGCAAAGAACAUUGUACAAAAUCUGCAGGAACGUUUAAAUUUGAUGUCCACCGUAGCCGAGAGGGAGCUUGUAUCGAAAUAACAAACGAGUCUCUGAACAAGCAAGCAUGGGAGGUAGCUGUUAUUCCCGCGUCGAAAAAUAAUUUUUCACAAUUCAUCAAUUCAUGAACUUGGAGCAGAAUUUAUAUGAUGGAUCAUAUCAUAAAGGGUUCAUGUGAUUUGUGCAUUCUGGGUUCUUAACUGCAUUGAAUAUCAGUGAAACUAACCCUGAUAGUGGAGGAAUCUGUGGAGAUUGAUGUUACUUGUCUUUAGGAAGUUUUGAAUCAGAGAUAUGAUGAUGCUGAGAUUUGAGAUGCUCUUCCAUACAGAUUUUCUGAUUGGUUCUCCCAUUGUAAAUGACUAGUUUUGACUAUUUAGAAUUUAGAUGAUUUAAUUGAUAGCAGAAUACAUAGGUUACAAUUUACAUAUAUAGCAAUUGUUGUAACCAUUGUUGUAACCAUUGUUUUAGGCCUCAGAACACCAUGAUAUGAAGGCACAUAUCCUAUAGCAGCUAUAGUCAGUUUCUCUCAUAUAUUGAUUUGUUAAACACAUUCAUAAUGAGAUUACUUUUUAGACAUUGAUUUUU